AUGAUGAACAGCUUCCUCCUCGCAGGCAUCUACUGCAUUAUCUUCCUUUCUACGACGGCUCAAGCACUCACUCAGCAAUACUGCAAACCCGUGGUAGGUUCGCCAGGUUGGCCCUCCAUCUCUGACUGGCGCGCUUUGAACAAUUCUGUCUCGGGUCGCCUCAUCGCUCCUGUGCCUCCGGGAUUGGUCUGCCAGACCAACAGUUCAGUGUACAGCGCCCAGGCAUGUGGCCAGUUGCUUGCCCAGUGGGGCAAUUCGUCCUUUCAUGCCGAUGACCCCUUCACGACCGACUACAACGAUGACUCUUGCCUCCCUGAUCCUCGAGCGCCAUGUUCUACGGCACUCCUUCCAGCUUAUGUGGUCAAUGCCACCAAUGCGGCUGAUGUUGAAGCCGCUUGCCGGUUCGCUUACAAGACUGGGGUGAGGCUCAUCGUCAAAGGAACGGGUCAUGAUUUUCUGGGACGCAGAUCAUCUGGCCGAAGCUCUCUCUCAAUCUGGACCCACAACAUCCGUGGCGUCAACGUCACGAUGGGGGAUCCUCGAGCGAAGCAGUACGGCGGUGUUGCUUCUGUCAAGAUUGCCGCCGGCAUGCGUUUUGGCGAAAUCUACCAAGAAAUUUCCACCUACCACCUUACCUUGGUCGGUGGUGCCGAUCCCAAUGUGGGCAUUGGUGGCUGGAUCACUGGGGCUGGACACUCUCCGAUCAGCGCCUUCUAUGGCUUGGGGGCAGAUCAAGUCCUUGAGAUGGAUGUUGUCACCGCCAAUGGGACACAUCUGACUAUCAACGAGGAUUCAUAUCCUGGCCUCUUCUGGGCAAUGCGAGGCGGCGGUAGUUCCACCUUCGCAGUCCUCCUCUCUGUCACGGUCCGAGCAUAUCCAGUCCUGCCUAUGACAGUGUAUACAUUCAGCUAUAACACGACUGCGAACACUGAUACAUUCUGGUCCCUUGUAGCAUACUUUCACAACCAAUUGCCCGAACUCUCCGAUGCGGGUGUCAUGGGUUACUACUUCAUCGUGCCAAACAACAGCGCGGCACAGUCUGACCCAGGCCGUAUGGGCUCGGUCGCCGGCUUCUGGUUCGCCCCAAACAAGACCGUCGAAGAAACCCGGCAAGUGUUAAUGCCCAUGGAACAAGCUAUUCGGAACAACACAUACAACUGGACGGACACGGUCUUCCUCAGCAAUGUUUCUGUGCCAGUGGCCGACUUCACCAAGUUCUGGCUCGCACUGGUUACAUCUCAGAGCGUAGGAAUGGAAGUGAGACUGGGGUCUCGCCUCCUUGACGGGGCCGCUCUCAAGACUGACCCAGCAAAGCUGAAGAGGCUCUUCAAGCAGACAAGUUCUGUCCCGCAGUAUCCGAUCCUGGGUCACGUCGUGGCUGGCAAGGGUGUCAAGACCGUCAAGAACGGGAUCCCCGGGGGAAGCAACUCGGUCUUGCCCGCGUGGCGCGAGGCUUACGCGCACAUCGUGCUCCCACGAACGUGGGCAUUUCUGAACGAGACGGCAAAGGUCGCGGUAACCACAAAACUCCGUGACGUCGAGACGGAAGCCCUCCGCGAAAUGGCGCCCAACACGGGAGCGUAUGUCAACGAAGCAGACCCGACUGAACCGAACUGGCAGGAGACGUUUUGGGGUUCAAACUACCCCCGACUGCUCCAGUUGAAGCGGUAUUGGGAUCCUAAGAGUGUGUUCUGGUGCGUGCCCUGCGUUGGUCACACGGAUGGCUGGGAGGUCGUCAGUCAGGUGGGUGUGGAGGGCGCGGUGGGAGAAUCUCCAGGGAGAAUUUGUCGGACUACAUGA
This is a messenger RNA of Fonsecaea multimorphosa CBS 102226, 1800 nucleotides long. RefSeq lists its product as uncharacterized. Bases 1 to 1800 code for a protein of 599 amino acids. Lineage: Eukaryota; Fungi; Ascomycota; Eurotiomycetes; Chaetothyriales; Herpotrichiellaceae. Gene Ontology annotation, molecular function: FAD binding; oxidoreductase activity. The record is from RefSeq and is a predicted model, not a curated record. The transcript has 3 exons.